This is a messenger RNA of Paramecium pentaurelia, 2789 nucleotides long. Lineage: Eukaryota; Ciliophora; Oligohymenophorea; Peniculida; Parameciidae. The record is from the annotation of a GenBank genome assembly.
AUGAAAAUUGGAAUACAACAAAGAUUCAUAAUAUGCAAUCUAAUUGCAUCCAUUCUAUUUUUGAUUUUGGGACUUACUUAACUUAUCAAUACAUUAGAUUCUGGACUAUUUAUUAUUGUGGAUCUCAUAUUUUCUUUAACUUUUUUAUUGUUAGACUACAAAUAAAAGUUUAUUUGUUUAAAAGGAGAUUAUUAUUUAGCUUUAACUCAAUUAGUUAUGCAAAUAGUUCAAAUUGAAAUGACGAUAAUCACUUAAUAGAAGGUAUGUAUAGUCUUUUAAAUAAAGGGAAUUUUCAUAUUUAUAAUAUUGAAACUUUUAGCCUUGACUAAGGUUCUCAGAGUAUAAUUGCUAUAGAAAUUAAUAUACUUUAUAGUACUCAUAUAUUCAAUCAUAAGAUUCAAUGAGUAUUAGUAUCCAAUAUCUUAUUUAGGAUUGAUAUUUACACCAAUUCUUAUGGUAAUGUGAUUAUUAUAAUUGUAGUUACAAGAAUAAAGUGAUGAAAAUGAUCUUUUGAUGUUAUUGAAGGAUAUCUUACCAUUGCCUUUGUUAGUGAUAGAUAAAUCAUCUCGGAAGCCAAUGUAUCAUACUAAGGCUUUGGAAAAUGAAUAUAAAUAUAAUACAUCACACUCAGAAGAAUUUAUUGAAUGUUUGAAUCACUUUUUUUCAGACAAUAAAAUCAAACUCUAAAUGUUAUUUGAUAAUUCAAAAGACUUUUUAUACAAUCCAUAAACUAGAUUUAGAUCCAUAUUUACAGAAAUAAUGGAUAAUUGUUAAUAUUUAGCAUAAAGUCCUUUGUUUCAAAAGUUCAAAGAUUUACAUGAACCUAAUAAUGACAAUGAUGAGUAGAUGGAAGAACAAAAAAAAUAGCAAUUUGAUUAAGUUCAUGAUUUUAUGAUAGAUACUCCUAAAUAUCAAUAGUUUAAUAGAAUUCCUAUAUAAUUAAGUGAGGAAACUCCUAAAAAUCAAAAAUCAAAAAUUAUGGAAGAAUUCUUAAUAUAGAGUUAAAGUUAAAGAAAUAUUUGUGUAAAUGAAUUGAAAAAGAAAAGAUUGAAAUUAUUUUUUAAUCAUUGUUUUUGGAAUAAGAAUGAAGCUUUUCUUUUGAUAUUUUAAAAUAAAGAAAUUGAAAAAUCAUUAACUUAAUUUUAAUAACAAUUAAUAGAAUAAAAAUAAAUAUGUGAAAAUAAAGAUAUGAUUCUUGCAACUGUUUUUCAUGAUUUUAAAACACCUAUAAAUGGAAUAGUUGCCAUUUUAGAAACCUUAGAAAGUAAAUAGGAUUUAAAUCCAUAAGAGAAAUACUAUCUUAAUAUUAUUAGAAAGAAUGUUUAUCUUAUGUUAUAUAUGAUUUAUGAUAUAUAGGAUUAUGCAAGAAUAGAAAAGAAUUAAUUAAGACUUUGUAUUAGUGAUUUUUAUAUUAAUGAAUUGAUAGAUGAAGUUAUUGAAACCAUAUCUAUUUCAGCAGAAUAAAAAGGAGUUGAAAUUAAAACAUAUUAUGACAUUCCUUUUUAUCAAGUUCAUUCUGAUCCAAAUAGAAUCAAAUAAAUUAUAAUGAAUAUAUUAUCGAAUUCUCUUAAAUUCACAGAAAAAGGCAGUAUAACAAUAACUGUCUAAUCUUUAAAUACAGAUAAAUCUUAAAAUAUAAAGAGAAGUAAUUCCUCCAAAAACAUUAGUUUUUUAAAUGCUAAUCAAUCAAUUUCUUAGAUUCGAAAGUCUCUAUAAGGCAAACAUCCAACUAUGUCUUUUAAUAAACUUGUAUAUACAAUCUCAAUUGAAGAUACAGGUUGUGGAAUUGCUGAUUCAGUAAAACCACAAUUAUUUAAUUUGUUUGCUACUUUCUCAUCAUAAAAAAUAGAAAAUAAGAAUGGUACUGGAAUAGGUUUAAUGGUCUGUAAAAAACUUGUAAGUUUAUUAGGACCAUUAGAUACAAUUGAUUUGUAAAGUGAAUUAAAUGUAGGAACAAAAAUGACAUUUUAGAUAUAUGCUAAAUUAUAAGAUAAUACUUAUAGAUCAUCAAAUUAUGUUAGUUGUUUUAAAUAAGAAAACAGUUCUUAACAUUUAAGUAAUUUUCAAAAUGAUGAAUCUCCUAAUGCAAAAGAUAAAUUAUAUCAAUAAUCCUUAUUUGUUAGAUCAUCUUAUCUUAGAUUAUACACAAAACCUAUAGAUAAGGCAGAAACAGAGAUGUAUGAACCUUCAUUAGAAGAUGCUGAUCAAACUAAAUCAAAAAAUAUUUUAUAAUUUUAAUCAUUAAGUUAGAAAACUUAAUUAUAAAAAUGUUUACAAUAAAAAGAUCCCUUAGAAGUAUAAGAUCCUAAGUUUAUAAUACAAUAAUUACUUCAGAGUUAAAAAUUUGGUAUUUUAAUAGUUGAUGAUCAAGCAUUUAAUUUGCUUGCUUUUAAAAUAUUAUUAUAAAAUUUAAUACCUUAAGUAGAUGUAAUUGAAGCUUAUAAUGGAUAAUAAGCAAUAAUUAAAGUAAUUAUUGAAUAAUAAUUUUAGUUAUAAGAAUAAUAAAAGAGUUUAAAUAUAAAAUAUGUUUUUAUGGAUUUGCAAAUGCCAAUUUUAAAUGGAUGGCAAGCAGCCGAAAAAAUUCGUAAAAUGGUAUUAAAUUAUUUAAUUCUAUAUAGAUUGAUAAUAAAGAAAUUGAUAAUAUAAAAUUGAUAGCUUUAUCAGGAUUUGAUGAUGAAUCUUAAUAGGAGAAAUGUGAAAAAUCGGGAUUCGAUGCAUUUCUUUCAAAACCAAUUAGAAUUGAAAUGAUUUCAGAAGUGUUUUAUCAACUUGAAAAGAAUUUUGAUUGA